This is a messenger RNA of Microbotryum saponariae, 1357 nucleotides long. The record is from the annotation of a GenBank genome assembly. NCBI's taxonomy places the organism in Eukaryota, Fungi, Basidiomycota, Microbotryomycetes, Microbotryales, Microbotryaceae.
AUGGCUGCUGUACUUACUCGCACUUUCCCUCGUGGAGCCAAGGAUGCGCUCGCGACCGUCUCGCGCCAGACGAACGGCGUCUACUUGCUCUCAAUGCACAACUUGCCCGACAACCGUCUAACACCCGUGAGUGCCCCAUCGAAGAUCUGAAUCUGAAUGAUGACAAUAACCCCUCUGACCCUCGUGGCUGAUUCUGCCGAUCCAGGACUUUAUUAAACACUCGGUGCUUAUCGACUCGAGCUAGAUGGCCGACGCCUUCAAACGACGUCGUCGAGGCCAAAGCCGAAGGCCGAACGGUCCUAGGACCAGCACGGCUUGAAUACAUCACUAAUAUACGUGAUUCUUUAUGUGGAUUCCAACAGCUUCUCCCGGCGUUGGACGACAUUGAACUGGAGUUCCGAGCCAACUUCAAGAAGGGCGACAAAAGCGCUGCGCUCGUCCUAACCGGAGAACGCGUGAAGAACAAAUUCUUCUCGUGAGGCGCUUAGCAGGCCUCGAUGACUUUCUUUAGACUGCAGUACAAAGUGCUGACACCUGAGAUUCCGGAGGUCUUAGCAACGGACUCGAUCUCAACCUCGCCGGCGAAUAUCAGGGCAACUUUUUCAAGGUUUGUCAAGAAUACUAGCCGAAGUCGCCGGAGUUUCCGGUAGAUGACGGGGCCAUCUGACAUUUCUCGCCCGAACAACAGGAACUCUACUCGCACCUGAUGCACAGACUUUUGACGUUCCCGAUGCAUACCGUGUCGGCCAUCAACGGCCACUGCUUCGUAGGUUUUGUUGAAGGCCAGAGGCCACCGCCUCGUCUCGUAGUUUUCUGUUAACCUGUUGAGCUUUGACUGCAGGCCGGCGGCUUCUGCUUGUCCAUGUGCACGGAUUGGCGCGUCAUCCGAGUGGGUUUAUCAAUCAGUACCGUUGCUCUUUAUUUACAGAACUAACUCCGGCGCAAUUUUGGAUUAUUACAGGCCGAGCGCGCGUGGAUGUGCAUGAACGAGAUCGACUUUGGCGCACCUCUCCCCGUCGGCAUGACGGGUGUACUCAAGCAACGUCUCCGCCCCGAAGUCUUGCGCAACGUCAUGCUCACAGCCCACCGUUACGUCGCUUCCGAAGCGCUCGCCGCUGGUCUGGUUGAUGAAAUCGUUCAAGGGGAUGGAGAAGCCGCGAUCGCUCGAGCACUCGAGAUCGCCGAGAUGAACCUCAAACAUUCCGAAAGUGGGGUUUGCGGCUUGCUCAAGGAGCGCUUGUAUGCCGAAGUAGUUGUGGCUCUCAAAUCGGACGAGGGUCUUCCGGAUGUUUGGGAUCAUCUCGAGGAUAGGUUCAAAUCCCUCACCGCAGUAGCGACGCAAGCUGCGAAACUUUGA